CCCACCCCUGGUGGAUCGACCCACACGCUCGGCGCAUGUUUGCAGCAUGGCCUCUUCGGCUAAGAAGAGGGCAGUGGGUCUAGGGAAGAAUCCCCGGGAAAGCGAUGAAAGCUCGGACAACAGUCUGGGGGGAGAUGGCGAUUCCUCCAGUGAGGACAGCGAAGCGUCCGAAGAGGAGAUUAACGAGGAGGUGACGGUGGACUUCGAAGGGCACGCCGUUACGCACAACGACUUCAAUGGCAUCAAGAAGCUCUUACAGCAGCUGUUUCUGAAGGCUCACGUCAACACGUCAGAGAUGACCGACAUCAUUAUCCAGCAGAACCACGUGGGAAGUGUCAUCAAACAAGCAGAGGUGCCCGAAGACAGUGACGAUGACGACCCAGAUGAAGUGUUUGGCUUCAUCACCAUGCUGAACCUCACAGAACAAAAGGGCGUGCAGUGCGUGGAGCAAGUGAAAGAGCUGAUCCUGGACCAGUGCGAGAAGUGCUCAGGCCGCGUCGCCGCCGAACAGCUGGAGCAGAUGCUCGGCGACACCGCCAAGCCCGUGGGCCUCCUGCUGAGCGAGCGCUUUGUCAAUGUGCCGCCGCAGAUCGCCCUGCCGCUGCAUAAGCAGCUACAGGAGGAAAUCUCUGAAGCGGAGCGCACCAACAAGCCCAGCGGGAAGUACCACUACUGCCUGAUGAUCAGCAAGACCUGCAAGGAGGCCGGCAAGGGCGUUCCCGCCCCCAAGGACGAAUACACGUUCAUCAAUGCUGAGGAGGAGUUUUUCUAUGAGCAUGCCGUCUCCACGUUCCACUUCUCGGUGCAGGACGACGCAGACUCGUGCCUGAGCGGCCGCUGGUCCUUCGACGACGUUCCCAUGAAGCCGUUCCGCACGGUCAUGUUGAUCCCGGUGGACCGGAUCCCCGCCAUCAUGGACAAACUUAAAGAAUAUCUGACCGUGUGACGACUGGUUGCAUCACAGAAUAAACGGCAGGGGGGAAAUUCACCACAUCCCGGGAAAAAAAACAAAACGAACAGUCAUUAUUGUUAUUGCAAAGAUUUAAUAUGGUGAUGCAAAUGUGCAGCAGGAUGGGGGAGGAAACCUUUGGAAGGACUCGGAAAUUGUUGAUUAUACUUUUACCAUCAUGGUUUUGGGGCUUUUUAGAGGAUUUCAGAAAAUGUACUAGAUUCAAUUCAAUUUUCUACUCCGUGUUUAUAAAACUAUAAAAGUCUGGUGAUGAUGAAGACAAAAUAAACUGGACUGAUUA
This is a messenger RNA of Hippocampus comes (tiger tail seahorse), 1250 nucleotides long. RefSeq names its product BRCA2 and CDKN1A interacting protein (gene bccip). The record is from RefSeq and is a predicted model, not a curated record. Gene Ontology annotation, cellular component: nucleus. The transcript is spliced from 7 exons. Lineage: Eukaryota; Metazoa; Chordata; Actinopteri; Syngnathiformes; Syngnathidae. The coding region runs from base 47 to 946 and encodes 299 amino acids.